Solanum stenotomum is the source of this 1386-nucleotide messenger RNA. Its product is annotated as probable galacturonosyltransferase-like 7. Gene Ontology annotation, cellular component: Golgi apparatus. The record is from RefSeq and is a predicted model, not a curated record. Gene Ontology annotation, molecular function: glycosyltransferase activity. Bases 124 to 1188 code for a protein of 354 amino acids. Lineage: Eukaryota; Viridiplantae; Streptophyta; Magnoliopsida; Solanales; Solanaceae. The transcript is spliced from 2 exons.
CAAGAAAAAGAAGAAGAGAAAAGAGAUGUAAUAUAAGAGGUUUCUUGUGUUUGCAAAGGGAAAUUUAGUAGAAAAGGAUUAACUCCAAUUUGAUGUUCAACAAGCUAGUCUACACAAGAAAAAAUGACUAAUUGGUUUAUUGAAAAUUCAAGAUUUAUGAUCACUAUAUCAAUUGUGAUCAUUUUGGCUUAUCCUUUUCUACAAUCUUGCCCUCCUGCAGAAGCAAUACAAUCAUCCAAUUCAGAUCUUGAUCCUCUGUUUAACUAUAGACAAUCACCAAAUUUCAAGAACUCACCAAAAUGUACAACAUUUCCCAUAAGUUCAAUUGCUACAAAGAUUUGUAAUCCUUCUUUAGUCCAUAUUUCAAUGACCCUUGACACUAAAUUCCUCCGUGGAUCGGUCGCUGCAAUUCAUUCAAUCCUUCAGCAUUCUCACUGCCCUGAAAAUCUCUUCUUCCAUUUCAUUUCAUCAUCAGAUACUAUAAAUCUUGAACCCCAUUUGGGAAAAAUCUUCCCUUUAUUGUCAUUCAAGAUUUACUAUUUCAAUCCAGGGAUUGUGCAGAACAAGAUUUCGUCUAGCAUAAGGCAAACUCUUGAACAUCCAUUGAAUUAUGCAAGGAAUUACUUAGCUGAACUCUUAGAGCCCUGUGUCGAAAGGGUCAUAUACUUAGAUUCUGAUAUCGUUUUAGUUGAUGAUAUAUCUAAUCUGUGGAAAGCAAGUCUUGGAUUAUCAACUGUUGGAUCACCUCAGUACUGCCAUGCUAAUUUCACCAACUAUUUUACCCCAAAAUUUUGGUCUCACAAGAAGUUUUUUCGCGCAUUCCAUGGCCGGAAACCUUGUUACUUCAACACAGGUGUAAUGGUGAUUGAUUUGAUUAAAUGGAGGAAGUACAGAUACACGAAGAAACUAGAAAGAUGGAUGAAGAUUCAGAGAGUGCAUAGGAUAUAUGAGCUUGGUUCAUUGCCACCAUUUUUAUUGGUAUUUGCAGGGAAGAUAGCACCAAUUGACCAAAGAUGGAACCAACAUGGACUUGGAGGGGAUAAUUUGAGUGGAAGUUGCAGAAAUAUACAUGCUGGUCCUGUUAGUUUGUUGCAUUGGAGUGGAGGUGGCAAACCUUGGCUCAGGCUAGACUCUGGCAACUCUUGUCCUUUGGAUGAGCUCUGGGCUCGAUAUGACUUGCAUGGCUAGAAAUAGCGUUCACUGGCUACUUUUCAGCCUUAUGAUCUUUGAAAAAUAGUCAUUCUACUGAAGUUUUAAAUUCUAUGAGUAAAACUUCAGAACAAAAACUAUUUUUCAAUUAUAGAAGCUGAAAUGUGACUAUUUGUAAAUUUCCCCCCUUUACAUGGACCUCCUAAGUGAUGACCACAGAUUUGAAAAUUACAACAC